Molecule: messenger RNA, 2762 nt
Organism: Exophiala oligosperma
Lineage: Eukaryota; Fungi; Ascomycota; Eurotiomycetes; Chaetothyriales; Herpotrichiellaceae
Exons: 2
Coding region: 217-2463 (748 amino acids)
Biological process (GO): mRNA cis splicing, via spliceosome; peptidyl-serine phosphorylation; peptidyl-threonine phosphorylation
Molecular function (GO): ATP binding; protein serine/threonine kinase activity
Source: RefSeq, a predicted model, not a curated record
UCAAAAUCUACGCAGUCCACACGCAGAAUCUGUGGUUGUUUUAAACGAGGAUCUGCAAUCACUUGUAUGGAUAGUUGAGAAGGAACAAGGACAGGACGACACCGGUCGGGCUCUACAACCGCAAAGUCCUUUUCAUCUCAGGAUCCUUGGCUAACACUUUUGAUCACUUGAAGAUUAGGUGUCAGUCCGUGUCCAGGGCUCGAUAUCAUCCUCAUCAUGGCAUCAAGGUCGCUGAGUCAUUCUGACGGCGAGGUGUCGAGUACAGAUUCCGAGGCGAAGGCAAAGAUCAUACCGUCUUCCCACAAUAACAGCAAAGUUGACCGUCAUAUCAGACCCUUUUCUACCACCGCACCUAGAUCGCGUCGAUCACGUUCGAGAUCUCCCUACCGAGCUCCUAGAGGCGAGAAGCGACCGCGGGACUACGAUUCUCCGAGGAACAGGCCGAGAAAUGAUCCGCGAACGUUUUCUGUGAGAUACGACGAGGCUAGAGGCCAUCGCCGAAACACAACCUACGAAGAGCGAGGCUCAAAGCGGUCUAGAACAUAUUCACGCAGUCGCAGUCGAAGCCGCUCACCGUAUCGACGUGCAAAGUACGAUGAUGGUGAAAGAGCACAGGCGAAGAAAGCCGCAGCUACUUCCGGUAGGAGCGAUGCAGAGCCGCGCCCGCCCCGUCAAGUUGACACCGGUGAAAUGCGAACAAGCAGGCAAGGUACUCCCUCGGACGUCAAGCAUCAGCACAUCUGGGAAACUGGCACUCCUUCAACCCAAUCCUUGACUGACGGGCCAGGAUCGAGCAGAGAUCUACCUAGUGAUGCUAAUGCUGCAACGCCAGAAGUCGUUGACGAAGCCGAGGAACCCAAGGUAGUUGAUGAAGCGGCUCUCAUCGAACAACGUCGCAAGCGUCGAGAAGCUAUCAAGAACAAAUACAAAAGCCAGGCUACCCCUCUUCUCGUUCAAGCAUUACACACGGGCGCGGAGGCGAAAAUCGGUAGUCCUGCCCCAGAAAGUUAUCCUACCACUCCAGGACGUUCCGAAUCUCCGCCCUCCACUCCUCGAACCCCGAAGGAAGUAUCAGCGCCGCAGUCUCCUGCCGAGCUCAGUUUUGAUGUCGACGUUGAAAUGAGUAAUCCUGCUAGAGGCACCCCACCCACUGAUGGACCGUCGGCGGCGGACUACGAUCCUACGGCGGAUAUGGAAGAAGAACGCGCACGCCAUGACAAGAGAUUGUUCAAGGAGGACGAUAAAUCACUUACUAAAGCAGAUGAGCAGGCUGUUGAACAUGCCCAGGAGUCCGCUGCGUCUGGUCCCAAGAAAAAAGAUGAAUUCGACAUGUUUGCCGAUGAGGAUGAUGACGAUAUGUUCGCAGAGGCCCCCAUGAAACCGAAGGCAGAGGCGCAGACUGCUCAAGCACUUGAUGUCAAUCUCAUGGAUAACUGGGAUGAUCCCGAAGGAUAUUACAUCACAAUACUUGGUGAGCUGAUUAUGGGUCGUUACCAUGUAACACAAAAUCUCGGUCGGGGAAUGUUCUCAUCCGUCGUUCGAGCCACCGACAGGCAGUCGGGCAAGCCGGUAGCUAUCAAAAUCGUUCGAAACAACGAGUCUAUGAGAAAGGCCGGUAUCAAAGAAAUUGACAUACUCAAGGACAUCGCAGCCAAUGAUCCAGAGGACAAGAAGCAUGUCAUUCGUCUGGAACGUUCUUUUGAUCACAAAGGUCAUUUGUGCAUGGUGUUCGAAAGCCUUUCAAUGAAUCUGCGAGAAGUGCUCAAGAAGUUUGGAAGAGAUGUCGGCCUCAACAUCAAGGCCAUCCGAGCCUAUUCUCAGCAAUUAUUCUUGGGAUUGAGCUUGUUGAAAAAAUGUCAGUAUAUCCAUGCUGAUCUCAAGCCAGACAACAUCCUCGUCAAUGAAGCCAGAAGCACUCUCAAAAUUUGUGAUCUCGGAUCAGCCUCCCCCAUCACCGAGAACGCAACGGCACCUUAUCUCGUCUCUCGAUUCUAUCGAGCACCAGAAGUCAUUCUUGGCAUUCCCUAUGACUAUGGUGUAGACAUGUGGUCAAUCGGGUGCACGUUGUUCGAGUUGUACACUGGAAAGAUUUUAUUCACCGGUCGAAACAACAACGGCAUGUUGAAAGCGAUCAUGGAUUGUCGAGGCAAGUUUCCACAUAAAUUGCUGCGGAGAGGUGCCUUGACCUAUGACUACUUCGACGACCUGCUCAAUUUCCGAGCUCAAGAGGUCGACAAGGUGACUGGUCGAACCCUAGUACGCAUGAUAGACAUCAAGCCGAAGCCGGUUAAGGACUUGAGAUCGAGGUUGAUGCCAAAGGACAAGCGAAUGAACGAACAAGAGAGAAAGGAACUGGAAUUAUUCACUGAUCUACUGGACAAAUGCUUGGAUUUGAGACCUGAGAAACGGAUCACGCCCAUGGACGCCCUUAAGCACCCAUUUAUCUUGAGAACCAAAGGAUAGGCCUGUCUGGCCUUGCCAAACGACAUUCUGCACCGUUAGAUGAAACGAUUCUGCGUGAUUGGUUCCUGACACAACUGGCUAAUAUUGCAUGUAUGGAUUGGUAUCAAACAAGAGCUGCAUUUUCCGCUUUAGCUACCUAAGAUGGUGUGACGGCUUUGAUGGAGACUAAGUGCUACCUAACAGUUUUAAUCACGAGCACCAGCAGUGUAUGCAAUGGACAACAUAUUCAGGUUGAUAUCAAUAAGAUACGAGACAAGUCAAGUAAUGAUAGAUAGUCCUGGAGACUGUGGGCAGUUUUG